AUGGCCUCUAGAACGCCGACAUGCUUUGCGCGGCAGCUGCAUCAAGCCGCCCGGCCCCGGAAUCUUCUCUCACGACAAGCUUCGCCCAAGAUUCAGAGUCGUGCUUUUACAAGGCCAACAGCUGCCAGACACAGCCCCGAAGCAAUCAAGGCCAAGACGCCUUCUCCCCACCAAAUUUCCCCGCGAGCUGCCGCUUUGCUGGCUAGCAUAAGCCUGUUGUCAUUUGGCUAUGCCCUUUAUCGGACACCGCCAGCUGCUUUUGAUGCCGCUGCGGCUCUGCACUCUGAAGAUGAAGGAUACAGCCAAACGGUCCUUCGCGAUGACCGCGAUCCGAAUCUGCCCCGGUUUCGCGUGUCCGAGAUCCGCAAGCACGACGCCAAGUCAGCGCAUCCCUGGGUCACCCACGGCGACAAGGUCUACGACAUCACCGAGUGGAUUUCGGCUCACCCCGGUGGCCAGGUCAUUCUACGAGCCGCCGGUGGCUCAAUCGAGCCCUACUGGAACAUCUUCACCAUCCACAAGAACCAAUACGUCUACGACAUCCUCAAUCAGUACCUCAUUGGCUACAUUCACCAGUCUGAUUUGGUUGACGGCAAGCCCGCCCAGGAGACAAUCGAAGACCCCUUUGCCGACGACCCGAUGAGACACCCUGAUCUCAUUACACGGACGCUCAAGCCUCGCAACGCCGAAACCCCUGAACAGGCUCUCAGCGCCCAAUUCAUUACUCCCAAUGAGCUGUUCUACGUUCGCAAUCACAUGUGGGUGCCCAAGCUCACCGCGGAUGAGGCCGAGGCGCACGUCCUGACCGUAGAGUUGCCCGACGGCACUACCAAAGAGUACACCUUGCGCGAUCUCAAGACCAAGUUUGCCGAGAAGAAAAUCACGGCUGUGCUGCAGUGCUCUGGAAACCGUCGAAGCCACAUGAGCCGAGGGUCUGACCGCGCAACCAACGGAUUGCAGUGGGAGGCUGGUGCAAUUUCCAAUGCCACGUGGGAGGGUGUUUUGCUAGCUGACAUCCUCGCUGAUGCCGGCUUUGACGCUGCCACUGUGAGAGACGGCACCAGCGAGGCGCAGCAUGUGCAGUUUUCCGGCAUGGAGGCAUACGGCUCGUCCAUUCCCAUCAAAAAGGCCGUGGAUCCUCAGGGCGACGUCUUAUUGGCAUAUGGUAUGAAUGGCAAACCUUUACCGCGGGAUCACGGCUACCCAUUACGAUCAAUCGUGCCCGGACACGUCGCCGCCCGGUCAGUCAAGUGGCUCAGUCAUGUCACUCUCAGCGAUGAAGAGAGCCCUAGCCAAUGGCAGCGCAAGGACUACAAGUGUUUCGGCCCCAAUCAGACAAAGGUCGACUGGGAAAAAGCUCCCGCUAUCCAGGAGAUGCCCGUCCAGAGUGCCAUCACCGGUGUCAAGCUGGGCGAGUGGACGGCGCAGAACCAAUCGGCGCCAAGCAGCUCAGAUGGACCUGCGAAAGAAGUUGCCCUCAACGGGUAUGCCUAUUCUGGGGGCGGACGAUCAGUCAUCCGCGUCGAUGUCUCGCUUGACGAUGGAAAGACCUGGUCGCAAGCCAAUCUGUUGCCAGACCAAGAGCCAAAAUAUGACGGCAAGUCUUGGAGCUGGAAGCGAUGGACGUUUAACGGCGCGGUGCCCUUGGAAGCAUUUAAAACUCCUGAAGACGGGAAUGCCGGCCACGAAACCGAUGAGGACAAGAACACCAUUAGAAGAGCAACAGACGAGGUUUACAACACGCAGCCCGAGAGUCAUGCUGCGACGUGGAAUUUCCGGGGGAACCUCGCCACUGCCUGGCAUCGCGUGCAAGUCUGCACCGACUGCUCUCCCAACGCCAUUGUUUUGAAGAACAAGAAGAAUUCUGAUGAGAAGAAAUCAUCAUCGCAUGAGAAGUCAUGA
Molecule: messenger RNA, 1902 nt
Organism: Trichoderma breve
Lineage: Eukaryota; Fungi; Ascomycota; Sordariomycetes; Hypocreales; Hypocreaceae
Product: oxidoreductase molybdopterin binding domain-containing protein
Exons: 2
Coding region: 1-1902 (633 amino acids)
Cellular component (GO): mitochondrion
Molecular function (GO): oxidoreductase activity; molybdenum ion binding
Source: RefSeq, a predicted model, not a curated record